Messenger RNA from Neoarthrinium moseri, 819 nucleotides. RefSeq lists its product as uncharacterized. The transcript is spliced from 4 exons. The record is from RefSeq and is a predicted model, not a curated record. Gene Ontology annotation, cellular component: nucleus. Lineage: Eukaryota; Fungi; Ascomycota; Sordariomycetes; Amphisphaeriales; Apiosporaceae. The coding region runs from base 1 to 819 and encodes 272 amino acids.
AUGCCGAAAAGAAAGGCCGCCGAGGUCCCCGAGCAGGACUUGCGACGCUCAACACGUCGCAGGUCGGCCGUUGUCCCCGAGCCGACCGCGACCAAGCGCGCCGCGGCGGAACCAGAGGAGAAGAAGCCCGCGAAGUCGCGGAAGGUAGCUACGGCCGAUGGGUCGAAGAGCAAGGUGACAGCACCCAAGGCAAAGGCAACGGCAAAGGCAAAGAAGGAGACAACAUCCACAGAUAAGCCUGCCGAAAAGCCCAGCGCCUCCGCGAAGCCGGACACCAACGGGGGUGAUGCCAGCUCUGGAAAGUCAUACUGGCUGCUGAAGGCCGAACCGGAAACGCGGCUUGAGAACGGCGUCGACGUGAGGUUCUCCAUUGACGACUUGGCGGCAAAGACACAGCCAGAGCCAUGGGACGGUAUCCGGAACUAUGUAGCCCGCAACAACCUCCGCGCCAUGAAGAAGGGGGAUCUCGCCUUCUUCUACCACUCCAACUGCAAGGAACCCGGAAUCGUGGGCACGAUGGAGAUAGUACAGGAACACUCGCCUGAUCUCUCGGCACAUGAUCCCAAAGCCCCGUACUAUGAUGCGUCUUCGAAGCCUGCAGAUCCCAAGUGGAGUGUGGUGCACGUUGAGUUCCGCAGCAAAUUUGCGGAGAAGAUAGGUCUGAAGGACCUGCGGGAGAUGGGCAAGAUGGGUGCACCCCUGGAGAAUAUGCAGUUGUUGAAGCAGAGCCGCUUGAGCGUAAGUCGGGUCAGCCCCGCAGAGUGGGAGCAUCUCAUGGGCGUCGCUCGGGAGAAUGGUGGCAUAAGCAAGGAGGCGUAG